GAGAAGGCGGCUGGAGGACAGACGGUCCGGCAAACCGAGAAGGUGGGAAUGACCCUGGCGGUGGACUACGCCGGCCUCCGGAGUCCCUAACUGCAACCACUAGCCCACUCGUUUGUGCUUUGCGCCUUCUUCCUCCGCCCCUGGGGGUAGUAUCCGGCCCCGGAAACCCUGCCCGCAGACGAGGCACCUUUAUUUCGUGGGAGCUGGGGCCCACGGAAGGGGAGAGGCGGCCGUCUUGUCAACGCGCCCGGAGAAGCCGUGUUUUCGCGGCCGCCCGGCGCGACACCCUCCCCGGACCCAGCAUGUAGGUGCCAGGAGGCUGCCAUGAACUCCGGAGCCAUGAGGAUCCACAGCAAAGGACAUUUCCAGGGUGGAAUCCAAGUCAAAAAUGAAAAAAACAGACAGUCUUUGAAAUCUCUGAAAACUGAUAACAGACCAGAAAAAUGCAAAUAUAAGCCACUUUGGGGAAAAGUAUUUUACCUUGACUUACCUUCUGUCACUCUAUCUGAGAAACUGCAAAAGGACAUUAAGGAUCUGGGAGGGCGAGUUGAAGAAUUUCUCAGCAAAGAUAUCAAUUAUCUUAUUUCAAAUAAAAAGGAAGCUAAAUUUGCACAAACCUUGGGCCGUAUUUCUCCUGUACCAAGUCCAGAAUCUACUUAUACUGCGGAAACCACUUCACCUCAUCCCAGCCAUGAUGGAAGUUCAUUUAAGUCUCCGGACACAGUGUGUUUAAGCAGAGGAAAAUUAUUAGUUGAAAAAGCUAUCAAGGACCAUGAUUUUAUUCCUUCAAAUAGUAUAUUAUCAAAUGCCUUAUCAUGGGGAGUAAAAAUUCUUCAUAUUGAUGACAUUAGAUACUACAUUGAACAAAAGAAAAAAGAACUGUAUUUACUCAAGAAAUCAAGUACUUCUGCAAGAGAUGUGGGGAAAAGAGUUUGUACUGGUACACAAAAAACAAGAACAGGAAGACUCAAAAAGCCUUUUGUAAAGGUGGAGGAUAUGAGCCAACUUUAUAGGCCAUUUUAUCUUCAGCUGACCAAUAUACCUUUUAUAAAUUAUUCUAUUCAGAAGCCCUGCGGUCCAUUUGAUGUAGAUAAGCUGUCUAGCAUCCAAAAGCAAACUCAGGCUAAACUAAGAAUCCAAACGGAUGGCAAUAAAUGUGGUGGGACCCCAAUUCAACUCCAGCUGAAAGAGAAGAAAAAAAAAGGAUAUUGUGAAUGUUGCUUACAGAAAUAUGAAGAUCUUGAAACUCACCUUCUAAGUGAACAACACAGAAACUUUGCGCAGAGUAACCAGUAUCAAGUUGUUGAUGAUAUUGUAUCUAAAUUAGUUUUUGACUUUGUGGAAUAUGAAAGGGACACACCUAAAAAGAAAAGAAUAAAAUACAGUGUUGGAUCCCUUUCUCCUAUUUCUACAAAUGUCCUGAAAAAGACUGAACCAAACGAAAAACUAGAGUUGCGACAUAUUUCUCAGAAAGACUUCAGAGGAAAUAAUAUACAGGUGAUCGAGCAGAAUUUCCUGUAUAAAGAAACCCAGGAACCUGAUCAAAAGCUUGUGUUUGUUUCAGAACCUAUCCCCUGCCCUUCAAAUGAAUUAAGACGACUUAAUGAGAAAACAACUAAUAAAUGUUCCACGUUAAAUCUAGCUGAAAAUGACAUAAAAGAGAAUUUUACACAGCUGCCUCCACAUAAAAAUAAACAGGAAUGCAUUCUUGACAUUUCUGAACAUAAGUUAAUUAGAAAUGAAAAUGGCUUAGAAGAAAUAAGGGUAGGUUGCUGUCCAUGUAGGCUACAGACAUCUACACAAGUUUCUAGUUGCAAUAAAGAUAAUAGCGCAUCUCAGCUAAAACAAAAGUCAAAUGCUGCGUUUUUUCCAGCAAAGGAGCUGAGGGAAAAGGACCUUCAUUCAGUAGUUGGUCAUGCUUCUGGUUUGAUAACGGUAAACAGUUCACAAGAGCAUGUAACAAUUGAGGCAAAGACGCCCUCCCAUAAUCUUCCUGAGGAACCCAAUGAAUGUGACAUCAAAAAUAUGGACAGUUUGCCUUCUGGUAAAAUCCAUCGAAAAGUGAAAAUAUUGGGACGAAAUAGAAAAGAAAAUCUGGAACCAAAUGCUGAAUUAGAUAAGAAAAGAACUGAAUUUCUUAUUACACAAGAAGAAAACAGAAUUUGUAGCUCACCAGUACAAUCUCUACUGGAGUUAUUUCAGACUAGUGAAGAGAAAUCAGAAUUUUUGGGUUUCACAAGCUACACGGAAAACAUGAGUAUAUGUGAUGUUUUAGAUAUUUGGGAAGAGGAAAAUUCAAAUAAUCUGUUGUCAAUGUUUUUCUCUUCCCCUUCAACUUCUACAUUUACUGGCUUUUAGAUUUUAAAAA
Molecule: messenger RNA, 2368 nt
Organism: Cynocephalus volans (Philippine flying lemur)
Lineage: Eukaryota; Metazoa; Chordata; Mammalia; Dermoptera; Cynocephalidae
Gene: DBF4
Product: DBF4-CDC7 kinase regulatory subunit
Exons: 13
Coding region: 325-2358 (677 amino acids)
Biological process (GO): positive regulation of nuclear cell cycle DNA replication; regulation of cell cycle phase transition
Cellular component (GO): Dbf4-dependent protein kinase complex
Molecular function (GO): nucleic acid binding; protein serine/threonine kinase activator activity; zinc ion binding
Source: RefSeq, a predicted model, not a curated record